This is a messenger RNA of Impatiens glandulifera, 546 nucleotides long. RefSeq names its product receptor-like serine/threonine-protein kinase At1g78530. Gene Ontology annotation, molecular function: protein kinase activity; ATP binding. Gene Ontology annotation, biological process: protein phosphorylation. NCBI's taxonomy places the organism in Eukaryota, Viridiplantae, Streptophyta, Magnoliopsida, Ericales, Balsaminaceae. The transcript has 3 exons. The coding region runs from base 1 to 546 and encodes 181 amino acids. The record is from RefSeq and is a predicted model, not a curated record.
AUGGAAUACAUGCCUAAUGGGAGUCUUGAUAAGUGGUUGUACUCGCACAACUAUUUCUUGGACACAUUGAAGAGACUUGAUAUAAUGAUCGAUCGUGGCUUGUGCUUUGGAAUAUCUGCAUUACGGGUUUAUAAGUCCGUUGGCACACUUUUGGAUGAUAGUAUUGCUCAAACCAGGACAUUGGCUACAUUUGGAUAUAUUUCCCCAGAAUAUGGGAGGGAAGGUUUGGUUUCCAUAAAAUGUGAUGUGUACAGCUAUGGAAUUAUGCUUAUGGAAACAUUUACAAGAACAAGGCCAACAGAUGAGAGGUUUGAUGAGGAGGAAGGGUUAAGUUUGAAGAAAUGGGUGAAGGAUUCUUCAGUAGAGGAGAUAAUAGUUGCCAAUUUGGUGAGGAUGGAGGGAAAGAACAUAAAUGGUAAUCUCGAAUGUGUAUCAGCCAUUAUUGAUUUGGCUCUGGCUUGCUCUGCUGAAUCUCCGGGAGAGAGGGUCGACAUCAAACUGGUCCUAACGACUCUGAGGAAGAUCAGAAUAAUGUUUAUUGGGUAA